AUGCGACAGGGCGAGAGCACUGUGGGGCAGAAUGGAAGGGGGGCCAGCGAUAUUCGAGCAAUAAAAUAAGAGCGGGGGACAUUCGAAAAGAGGCCCCAUAUAAAGCCGAUCUUCCAUUCUGUUUUCACAGAGCUCUUCGUCGAACAGAGCCUCUCAAACUCGCUUUGUGCUCCCAGUGCUUCUGUCUCGGAUCUGCUCUGCUCGGCUUCGCGCUUGUUGUUCUUGUGACCAUCACCGCCUUCAGGACGCUCACGCCCAACGCAAGAAUUUCGAGUCGAAGUGAGCGAGCAGCUCAAUCGCUUCGUUAACGCGUUUGCGGAGAUCUUCGAGGUUUCGCGUUCGAAGUUCUUCGGACACCUCCUUCGUUAACAUGGCUGAGACCGAGGACAUCACCCCCCUCGUCUGCGACAAUGGAUCCGGAAUGGUCAAGGCUGGCUUCGCCGGAGACGACGCUCCCCGAGCAGUGUUCCCCAGCAUCGUCGGCCGCCCCCGUCAUACCGGAGUUAUGGUGGGCAUGGGACAGAAGGAUGCGUACGUCGGCGACGAGGCCCAGUCGAAGAGAGGUAUUCUGACUCUCAAGUACCCAAUUGAGCACGGAAUCGUCACGAACUGGGACGACAUGGAAAAGAUCUGGCAUCACACUCUGUACAACGAGCUUCGAGUGACCCCGGAAGAGCACCCGAUUCUUCUCACCGAAGCUCCUCUGAAUCCGAAGGCCAAUCGUGAGAAGAUGACUCAAAUUAUGUUCGAAACAUUCAAUGCUCCAGCUAUGUACGUGGCUAUUCAGGCUGUGUUAUCUCUGUACGCUAGCGGCCGCACCACCGGGAUCGUGCUGGACUCCGGCGAUGGUGUCACCCACACCGUGCCCAUCUACGAAGGGUACGCGCUGCCGCACGCCAUCCUCCGCCUGGACCUGGCCGGGCGCGACCUCACCGACGCGCUGAUGAAGAUUCUGACCGAGCGAGGCUACUCGUUCACCACCACGGCCGAGCGCGAAAUUGUGCGCGACAUGAAGGAGAAGCUGGCCUACAUUGCCCUGGACUUCGAGCAGGAGAUCGACACGGCGCGAUCCAGCUCCUCGCUCGAGAAGACGUACGAGCUCCCCGACGGGCAGGUGAUCACCAUCGGCGCCGAGCGCUUCCGGUGCCCCGAGGUGCUGUUCCAGCCGUCCUUGAUCGGCAUGGAAGCGGCGGGCAUCCACGAGACCACCUACAACUCGAUCAUGAAGUGCGACGUCGACAUCAGGAAGGAUCUGUACGGCAACAUUGUGCUCUCCGGCGGAACCACCAUGUUCCCGGGCAUCAGCGAGCGCAUGACCAAGGAGAUCACCGCCCUGGCGCCCGCCAGCAUGAAGAUCAAGGUGGUGGCGCCGCCCGAGAGGAAGUACAGCGUCUGGAUCGGAGGAUCCAUCCUCGCGUCUCUCAGCACCUUCCAGCAGAUGUGGAUUGCCAAGGCCGAGUACGACGAGUCGGGCCCGUCCAUCGUCCACAGGAAGUGCUUCUAGAGUGGCGCCGACCCGCCCGGAGGUGCAUGAUGAUGAUUGGUAUAUUGGUGUAUUUACGGUGUUUUUGAACCCACGAUUCCUCUUUCCUCAUUGUUCAUAAGAUAGGGAGCGAAAUGUACUAGGCUCGAUCAUAUAGUAACAUCUUUUUCCGUUUUCCCACAUCACGAUCGAUUUGUAUUUCCUGAAAAAAUCCGCCCUGUGGAGAGGGGAACUGUGUCUGCGUCGAGAGUGUGCGUGGUUUGGAAUUGUGCUGGCAAUGUCGGGUUUCAUAGCUGUGCAGCAUGCAAGCAGGUGGGUGAGACCUGAGGUUCUCUCCGUAGUAAUUACCUACGACGCGCAGCACGAAAUAUAUGCGCGAAUUUCCGAUCAGAUCUGAACCGUUGAAAUUUUGACAAAAGGGAGACGAUUGCAAGAGGUGCUCAGAAAUAUUUCCAACUUCCGAGAAAAUAGUUGAAUUGUUCAAAGCGCGAAGUAGUCUGUUAGUACGGUUUGUGAAGGUAGUUCUCAAACAGCAGCGAUGGCGGUUGUGCUUAUGCGCCAGUCAGUACAGUAGUAAUUUCAGUGAUAAAAUAGCCGCCUCAUUAUACCACAAAUGGAUGUAUAAGGCCCGGAUCUUAGGGGUUUUCCUAAUCUCUUUGGCUCGGAUUCUCAAAAACCAAAAGAGAAUAAAACUAAUAUUUCAAACCC
Marchantia polymorpha subsp. ruderalis is the source of this 2191-nucleotide messenger RNA. NCBI's taxonomy places the organism in Eukaryota, Viridiplantae, Streptophyta, Marchantiopsida, Marchantiales, Marchantiaceae. The record is from the annotation of a GenBank genome assembly.